AUGGAGACAGCACCGCAACUUGAGAUUCCUCCCGGAGAGGCUAUCAAAGCCGUCAAGCUCAUUAAUCCUGUCAACUUUGGUCCAGCUAUUCUUGAGAGGUUUAUGGCACCAGCUGUUCCUGGCCUUGAAACAUUCAAGAGUUCUCCUUCGUUAUCAUUCCUUAUUGAGCACCAGUCUGGGAGGAAGCUAGUGUUUGACCUAGGAAUUCGAAAAGACUACAACAAUUACUCACCGUCUAUUGUCAAGUAUUUACCGACUACCAAGUACACUAUCGAAGUAGCGGGGAAUGUGGCAGACAUCUUGCAGGAUAAUGGUGUCCCCUUGGCUGAGAUUGAAGCCGUGAUAUGGAGUCAUUGGCAUUGGGAUCACAUCGGCGAUCCUUCCAGCUUCCCUCAUCUCACAGAUCUUGUCGUUGGGCCGGGCUUCAAAGAUGCAAUGCUACCAGGAGCACCGGCAAACCCAGAAUCACCCAUCCAAGAGAGCGACUACGCGAAUCGUAAUCUGCGUGAGAUUAGUUUCCAAGGCCCAGACUCUCUCAGGAUUGGUCAGUUCCCCGCGUUUGACUAUUUUGGAGACGGUUCAUUCUAUCUCCUCGACAGUCCCGGUCAUGCCGUUGGCCACCUAUGUGGCCUAGCACGGACUACAACUUCCCCAGAUACUUUCAUUCUGAUGGGGGGAGAUGUCUGUCACUACGCAGGUAUCUUUCGGCCUUCCAAGUUUCUUCCAGUACCAGAUACCAUCAGCCCUCAUCCAUGCCAUCCAGAUGAAGAUGGAGUUCUCUGCCCCGGCGAAGCUUUUGCAAGGCUGCAAAAAUCACGAGGAAGGGCACCAACUGAUACCCUCUUUGACUUGACGUUUGGCUUGGAUCUAGAACUUGCUUCCAAGACUACCAAGCAGCUGCAGGAACUAGACUGUAACGAGAAUAUCUUCGUGGUUGUUGCUCAUGACUCCACUGUCCGCGAUGGAGUUCCUCACUUUCCGAAGAGUCUGAAUGAUUGGAAGGAAAGAGGAUUUGGAAAGGGGUUGAAGUGGGCUUUCUUACGCGAUCUGGAGAAAUACUGGGAAUCUGAGGGCUUACUGGAAAGCCGAAAGGGCAUGGACGAAAAGACUAGAUCAUAG
Fusarium subglutinans is the source of this 1119-nucleotide messenger RNA. RefSeq lists its product as uncharacterized. The record is from RefSeq and is a predicted model, not a curated record. NCBI's taxonomy places the organism in Eukaryota, Fungi, Ascomycota, Sordariomycetes, Hypocreales, Nectriaceae. The transcript is spliced from 3 exons. The coding region runs from base 1 to 1119 and encodes 372 amino acids.